Thyridium curvatum is the source of this 2004-nucleotide messenger RNA. RefSeq lists its product as uncharacterized. Gene Ontology annotation, molecular function: ATP-dependent protein folding chaperone; ATP binding; misfolded protein binding. Gene Ontology annotation, cellular component: membrane; endoplasmic reticulum chaperone complex; cytoplasm. Gene Ontology annotation, biological process: endoplasmic reticulum unfolded protein response; cellular response to unfolded protein; protein refolding. The coding region runs from base 1 to 2004 and encodes 667 amino acids. The transcript is spliced from 5 exons. The record is from RefSeq and is a predicted model, not a curated record. Lineage: Eukaryota; Fungi; Ascomycota; Sordariomycetes; Thyridiales; Thyridiaceae.
AUGGCGUCGAGAACGCAAACCAACUGGACCAUCGGUCUCGGGCUUGUCCUCUGGAUUUGCCUGCUCUUCUCCCCCUUGGCCUUCACCUCGGCCAAGGCUGACGAGGUUGACAACUACGGAACUGUCAUCGGUAUUGAUCUGGGAACCACAUACAGCUGUGUCGGUGUGAUGCAGAAGGGCAAGGUCGAGAUUCUUGUCAACGACCAAGGAAACCGUAUUACCCCGUCAUACGUGGCCUUUACCGAGGAGGAGCGGUUAGUCGGUGACGCCGCAAAGAACCAGGCCGCCUCGAACCCCCACAACACGAUCUUUGAUAUCAAGCGAAUCAUCGGCCGGAAGUUCUCCGACAAGGAUGUUCAGACCGAUAUGAAGCACUUCCCCUACAAGGUUGUCAACAAGGAUGGCAAGCCCGUGGUUUCCGUCGCCGUCAACGGCCAGGACAAGCAGUUCACUCCCGAGGAGGUCUCUGCCAUGGUCCUGGGCAAGAUGAAGGAGGUUGCCGAGAGCUACCUCGGAAAGAAGGUUACCCACGCCGUCGUUACCGUCCCCGCCUACUUCAACGACAACCAGCGCCAGGCCACCAAGGAUGCUGGUGUUAUCGCUGGCCUCAAUGUUCUCCGCAUUGUCAACGAGCCCACCGCCGCAGCUAUUGCGUACGGUCUCGACAAGACCGGCAAGGAGCAGACUAUCCUCGUUUUCGACCUGGGUGGUGGUACCUUCGAUGUGUCGCUGCUCUCUAUCGACCAGGGUGUCUUCGAGGUCUUGGCUACCGCUGGUGACACCCAUCUCGGUGGUGAGGAUUUCGACCAGCGCAUCAUCAACCACUUUGCCAAGCAGUACAACAAGAAGAACGGCGUCGAUAUCACCAAGGACGCCAAGGCCAUGGGCAAGCUUAAGCGUGAGGCCGAGAAGGCCAAGCGAACCCUCUCUUCUCAGAUGUCCACCCGUAUCGAGAUUGAGGCCUUCUUUGAGGGCAACGACUUCUCCGAGACCCUGACCCGCGCCAAGUUCGAGGAGCUGAACAUGGACCUGUUCAAGAAGACCAUCAAGCCUGUUGAGCAGGUUAUCAAGGACGCUAAGCUGACCAAGGCCGAUGUUGAUGACAUUGUUCUGGUCGGUGGUUCCACCCGUAUUCCCAAGGUCCAGUCCCUCAUCGAGGAGUACUUUGGUGGUAAGAAGGCCAGCAAGGGUAUCAACCCUGAUGAGGCUGUUGCCUUCGGUGCCGCUGUUCAGGCUGGUGUCCUUUCCGGCGAGGAGGGUACUGAGGAGAUCGUUCUCAUGGAUGUGAACCCGCUCACUCUCGGUAUCGAGACCACCGGCGGUGUCAUGACCAAGCUUAUCCCCCGUAACACUCCUAUCCCUACCCGCAAGAGCCAGAUCUUCUCCACCGCUGCCGACAACCAGCCCGUGGUUCUGAUCCAGGUCUUCGAGGGUGAGCGUUCCUUGACCAAGGACAACAACCUGCUUGGCAAGUUCGAGCUUACCGGCAUCCCCCCUGCGCCUCGCGGUGUUCCCCAGAUUGAGGUCAGCUUCGAGCUUGACGCCAACGGAAUUCUCAAGGUCUCUGCUCACGACAAGGGCACUGGCAAGGAGGAGUCCAUCACCAUCACCAACGACAAGGGUCGCCUGACCCAGGACGAGAUUGACCGCAUGGUUGCCGAGGCUGAGAAGUAUGCCGAGGAGGAUAAGGCCACUCGUGAGCGUAUUGAGGCCCGAAACGGCCUUGAGAACUACGCUUUCAGCCUUAAGAACCAGGUCAACGAUGAGGAUGGCCUUGGUGGCAAGAUCGACGAGGAGGACAAGGAGACCAUUCUCGAUGCCGUUAAGGAGGCCACCGAGUGGCUUGACGAGAACGCCGCCACUGCCACCACUGAGGACUUCGAGGAGGCCAAGGAGAAGCUCUCGAACGUCGCUUACCCGAUCACGAGCAAGCUGUACUCUGGAGGUGCUGGUGGCGCUGGUGGCGAGGGCGCGGAUGAGCCCCCGAGCCAUGACGAGUUGUAA